Molecule: messenger RNA, 1540 nt
Organism: Bolinopsis microptera
Lineage: Eukaryota; Metazoa; Ctenophora; Tentaculata; Lobata; Bolinopsidae
Product: cullin-3-B-like
Exons: 9
Coding region: 127-1026 (299 amino acids)
Biological process (GO): protein ubiquitination; ubiquitin-dependent protein catabolic process
Cellular component (GO): Cul3-RING ubiquitin ligase complex
Molecular function (GO): ubiquitin protein ligase binding
Source: RefSeq, a predicted model, not a curated record
GGACCAGAGUAUAGUUUUUGUUUAAAUUCCUCGUUGACAAGGACGUGGUUCGAGAGGUAUUACAAACAACACUUAGCAAAACGUCUGCUCAAUCACCGCUCCGUUUCUGACGAUGCUGAAAAGAAUAUGAUAUCAAAACUGAAGACGGAGUGUGGUUGCCAGUUCACGUGUAAACUGGAGGGAAUGUUUAAGGACAUGAGCAUCUCUAACUCUGUCAAUGAGAAGUUCAGGGAAGUCACUAAAGACAUGCCUCCCCUCUCUAUUGAUCUUAAUGUCAGGGUUCUCACUACUGGUUACUGGCCUAUCUCCCCCUGCAAGGUCACAUCAAAACUUCCCAAAGAAGCUGAAAUAGCGUUUGAGCGUUUCAAGACCUUCUACCUAAAGGACCACAGCGGCAGACAGUUAAACUUGCAGCCUCACUUGGGACAGGCUGAUAUUAAUGCGAUAUUCUAUCAGAAGAAGGACGAUGUAGUGUCUCCUAAACGUCACAUUUUACAGGUGUCAACAUAUCAGAUGUGUAUUCUAAUGUUGUUCAACAGACAACAGUCCUAUACGUACAAGGACAUAGAAACAGAGUCAAACAUCCCAGAAAAGGAGUUGAAGCGAGCCCUCCUCUCUCUUGCAGUAGGAAGAAUACAGCAGCGAGUUUUACAGAAGAACCCUAAAACGAAGGAGAUUGCUUCUACAGACGAGUUUACUAUAAACGAUCAGUUCUCCUCGAAACUCAUUCGCGUCAAGAUUCAAACUGCGAUAGCGUCUAAAUCGGAGACAGACCCUGAGCGCCAGGAGACGAGGCAGCGGGUGGAUGAUGACAGAAAACACGAGAUAGAGGCCGCGAUAGUGAGGAUAAUGAAGGCGAGGAAGGAACAGGAGCACAACGUGCUCAUAGCUGAGGUUACUGGUUUACUGAAGUCCCGCUUCAUGCCCUCCCCAUCUGCUAUCAAGAAGCGAAUAGAGAGCCUCAUCGAGCGAGAAUAUCUCGUCAGAUCGCCCAACGACAGGAAAGUAUACAUGUAUCUAGCUUGAAGUGGCUCUAACUUUGUCGUACAAAAAGAACAGUUUUCUUUCGCCAGCGAUCUCUCAGUUUGCCUGGAGAAUAAAUGUUUCAACUUUGAUGGACCAAUCAGCUAAUUGCUAAUUAGCUAAUUGCUAAUCAGUUAAUUGCCCAAUUAGCUGAAAGAUGGCCAGAGAUUAUAGUCUAGGAUUUCGUGUAAACAGGUCGACAAUACUGUGAAUGUUAUAUUAAUUGAUUACUAUCAAUUAUUGUAAAUUGGUAUUAAUUAGUUGGUACGAUUAUAUAUUUGAGAUGUGUGAAAGUGAAGAGCUUUUAUUGAGAAAGAAAAGAUUAAAACUAUUAUAGAUUUGAAAUUCCGAGGUUGCACUUUCAUUGUUGAGGCGCGCUUUCGUUGCACGUGCAAUUGUGUAAAGCACACUUACGCCGCGCAUCGACUACAUGGGGUGUUACCGUGACAACUGCGCAACAUCUCGGUUGUAGAGGGUUUACUGUCAGAUAAUAUUUCUUUAGAGAGGAGAGAUAAUA